Messenger RNA from Cyprinodon variegatus (sheepshead minnow), 3345 nucleotides. RefSeq names its product MAP7 domain-containing protein 1-like. Gene Ontology annotation, biological process: microtubule cytoskeleton organization. Bases 774 to 2951 code for a protein of 725 amino acids. The transcript has 14 exons. Gene Ontology annotation, cellular component: microtubule cytoskeleton. Lineage: Eukaryota; Metazoa; Chordata; Actinopteri; Cyprinodontiformes; Cyprinodontidae. The record is from RefSeq and is a predicted model, not a curated record.
GAGAGCAUCAGAUACACCUGAACCGAUUGAAAACAGGUUCCUGGCAGACGGAUUAGAAGGAUCUACAGAGCAGAACAUCAGGAAACAAUCAGAGGAACAUCUGGGAGCAGCUUCAGUGAUCUGUGGUCCUCAGACGGAUCAUCCACCAGCUCACAGAGCAGGGAAGAGUUUGGAGAACCUGAUCUUUAGAUUCCCAACCUUCUCCCCUCAGAGGAGGCAGCUUCUCUGGUUUCAGAGGCUUCUGGGAUGGACCAGAUGGAUCAGGACCAGCCUGAUGUCAGGAACCAGUCGAGCAGAGAAUUUAGAGCAACAUCUGCUGCCUUCAGGACCACAUCUUCUCUAGUGAUGUCAUCAGUAGAUGGCUGAGGAAGCAGAGCUGCUGGACUGAGCGGUCCUUAUGGAUGGAGACAGAAGAAGCAGAGAUCUGCACCAACUGGUUGGGAGGAGGAAGAUCUCCCAGUUUCUUUGUUCCUUGAAUCAACAGGAAUGAUGGAUUUAUGGAGGGAAGCGAAGUGUUUGGGAAGCUGAACAUCUCCCGGAGAGAGAAGAUCACGCAGCAGCUCUAAUUGGAGACGAUGGAUCUGGCUUUAAUUGUCAGCAGCAGAGUUUGAGGCAGCAGGCGGCUGCAGCGUGUUUACAGUCAGCAGGAUCAUUAAGCCGCCGUCUGGGAUCAUCUCAGGAUGAUUAAACACUGAGCAUUUCCCCGUCAGAAGGUACUUCCUGGUUUCAGUCGGCGGCUGCAUGGAGUUAAAUGAAAAGAGCUUUAGGCUCUGAUGGUUCAUUUUCUGCUCAAACUCAGGCUGACGUUUUAUCUGAGGGAGAAACAUCUGCACACAUGUGGCUUUGACCUUCAUCACCACCAGAAGGUCUUCCUCUGGUUCUUUCAAGGUGUUAAAAAAAGAAACAAACCAGAAUCUGUUCAUCUGAGACUCAGAGCUGGAGAUCAGGAGCAGCCGCUGCCUCCUGAGGCCUUCAGUGGAUCUAAGGCCUGCUUCCUGUCUCUCAUUGCUCUCUGUGUUUCUGCAGCCGCCAAGAAAGCCCAGUGGCUGGAGAAGGAGGAGAAGGCGAGGAGGCUGAGGGAGAGCCAGCUGGAGGAGCGCAGGAGGAAACUGGAGGAGCAGAGGCUGAAGGCGGAGAAACGCCGAGCUCUGCUGGAGGAGAAGCAGAGACAGAAACUGGAGAAGAACAAGGAGCGAUAUGAGGCGGCCAUCAGGAGGUCCACCAAGAAGACGUGGGCUGAGAUCCGCCAGCAGAGGUGGUCGUGGGCCGGCGGCCUCAACCAGACCUCCCGCAGAGAAAGCAGAUGCUCGGCCUCCACGGUCAACUUGCCCAGACAGGUGGACCCUGUCAUUAACAGCAGGCUGUCCAAGUCCUCUGCCACGCUCUGGAACUCCCCCAGCAGAACCCGCAGCCUGCGCCUCAGCCCAUGGGAGAGCCGCAUCGUGGAGCGGCUCAUGACGCCGACGCUGUCCUUCCUGGCCCGGAGCCGCAGCGCCGCCACGCUCCUGAACAGCGGCGACUCGCCCUCCUCCAGUCCCUUCAACAGCCGCUCUCAUCAGCACCAGAGCGCCGCAGAGCGAUGGAGAGUUUCCUCCGCCAGCACGCCAGACAUCACACAGAGGCAGCGUCGGCGCAACUCCACCCCGGUGGACAAGAAGAAGAAGGAGAAGAAGGACAAGGAGAGAGAGAACGAGAAGGAGAAGAAUGCUCUGACAAAGGAGAGAGUGCAGAAAAAGAGACAGAUGACAUCAUCACCAAACGCCACCAUCUCCAGAUCCAGACUUGAGAGCAGCGCUCCGAGGCCCAGGAACAGACCUCCUUCGCCUGCCCCUAAGAGCCGGCCGUUGUCUCCUCUGGUUCCGGUACCGACCUCCAAGACGCCCAUAGGGAAAAAGACGCCGCCUCCUUCAGCUGUCCCAAAGAACCGACCCAAACGGGCCCAGACCCCCGCCAGAGUGCAGCCCCAAGCUGUCUCUGCAGUUCCCGUGGAAACCAGAGAUGGGAAGCAGCAGGCCGAUGAUUCAGAGGAGAAAAAGUCCUGCAGCAACCUUCCAGCCAUAGUGGUCUCCUCAGCUCCGCUCACUCCUCCGUCUCUCAGCCCCCCAGUGGUGGUGGCACCAAGCGCUCCGCCCGCUGCAGCUCCAGCUGCCGCCUCCGUCAGCACCACAUCCACCCCGGCCAGUAAACCGUCGGCCGGCACCAACGACCCGGAGGAGGCGGCCCGUGUCCUGGCAGAGAAACGAAGGCAGGCCAGGGAGCAGCGGGAGAGGGAGGAGCAGGAGCGUCUGGAGCAGGAGCAGCGCAACAGGGCUCUGCGGGAGGAGGCCAUGGCCCGCGAGGCCGAGGAGAGGAAGCGCAGGGAGGAGGAGGCCAGAUUCAUGGCGGAGCAGCAGCGCCUGAGGGAUGAGGUCCAGAGGGCCGAGGAGGAGAAGGAGGCGCAGAGGAGGGCCAAAGCCGAGCAGGAGGAGAACGAGAGGCUGCAGAAGCAGAGGGAGGAAGCCGAGGCUAAAGCCCGGGAGGAGGCGGAGCGCCAGCGCAUCGAGAGGGAGAAGCACUUCCAGAAGGAGGAGCAGGAGCGGCUGGAGAGGAAGAAGCGCCUGGAGGAGAUCAUGAAGAGGACCCGGAAGAGCGACGCAGGAGACAAGAAGGACAUCAGAGCCCCCCCGCAGGUCAACGGCUCCGAGCUGAGUCAGGCUGCUGGUAACCUGCAGGGCCCCGCGCCGGUGGCCCCUGGCCCCCCUCAGACCGGCCCCCUGGUCGUUAACGGAGUCCAGGCCAGCACACAUCAGAACGGCGUCUCAGCCAUGGGCGAUCUAGAGGCCAUGAUGACCAGCAGCCCACAGCAGCAGGGGGUGCUGGUGGCCGAUCCUCUGCUGGCCUUUGAGGGGGCGGAGCCUUACCUGAUGAAGUCGGGCGCCAUGAAGCCUCAGCAUGUGGCAGAGGUGCUGUGAGCCAUGAUGGAGGGAAGCCUGGUCGCUCCGCCGCAGCCUGGAGAUGCACGCCUCCCAGAGCGCGGCGGCUCCUGCAGCAGAGUGCCAAACCAGGGGGAGCUGAAACAUUAAACCUAACGUCUUCUCUGCGUGUUCCAGUGCAGCACCUGUAGAGUUCUGCAGACCCAGAGGACCGACCCUGGACCAGCUGCCUGGCCCCCAUUACUCUGACCGUCGUCAUGGUGUUGUUCCUGUGACCUUCAGUUGACCUUUGUGUGUGUUUGCUGUUUUCUGUCCUGAAUUGUUGAUUUAUUUAACGUCAGCGGCGCCGAGCAGGCCGGCCGCAGGUGUAAAUGUGUCUUCCUGCUACAGGAGGCCUGUGAAUAAAUAAAGCUUUGAGAAAACGGGCGGCGAC